Molecule: messenger RNA, 537 nt
Organism: Penicillium psychrosexuale
Lineage: Eukaryota; Fungi; Ascomycota; Eurotiomycetes; Eurotiales; Aspergillaceae
Product: GNAT family N-acetyltransferase
Exons: 2
Coding region: 1-537 (178 amino acids)
Biological process (GO): protein acetylation
Molecular function (GO): N-acetyltransferase activity
Source: RefSeq, a predicted model, not a curated record
AUGGAUUAUCUUCGUCCUCUUUCCAACGCCAUGGCCGACCAACCCACCAUUCAUGUCCCCUUGAUCCUCCAAUUCAUCUGUGAACUAGCCGACUAUGAAAAAGCCCUCCAUGAAGUUGAAGCAACCGAAGAAUCCCUCCUAGCAACCCUCUCCUUCCCUGGUACCCCGCCCAGGCGCGGGGCGGUCUAUACAGCUCUCAUUACCCCGCCGGCUACUGCCGACACACCGAACCCGAUCCCCGUCGGCAUGGCCUUGUACUUCUACAACUACUCAACCUGGAGAUCUGCCCCCGGUAUCUACCUCGAGGAUCUGUAUGUGCAGCCUAGCGCGCGGGGUAACGGGUACGGCUUCAAGUUGCUCAAGUACCUUGCCAAGCAGGUGCUGGAGGCAUCGGGUCGGCGAUUGGAGUGGAGCGUGCUCACAUGGAACGAGCCUAGUAUUAGGUUCUAUGAGCAGGUUGGUGCGCGCGGUAUGGACGAGUGGAUGAAGAUGAUGGUUGAGGGGGAUGCGUUGACUCGUUUGGCGGAGGAUGUGUAG